UAGAGGGAGAGGGAAUUGGUGGUUCGGUGAUGUCAAUCCCUCACGUGCAACGAGUUUCCUUGGCGCUCUCUCUCUCUGCAGUGACAGUGUCUUAGUAGGAAUACGACGCGUACAUGAGCAACCGUAGCGGCUUAAUAAGAAAGACAGAAAUCAAAAGAAAAGCGAAGCCAGCCAGAGACACGGGGAAAGCAAAAAGAGCGGUUUACUGGUGAGCUUGCAUCUCUCUGUGUUAUACGCAUUUGCAGGUAGCCAGAUACUGAAAUAAUUAUAGAUAUAUUGGGCUCCCACGGCCUAAGUAGUUUCACACUGCGAACAACCUAACGAGUAAUCCUUCAAAAUCUUUAAUAAUAAUAAUCAAUAAAAAAAAAUUCUAUUGUUAAACGUGAGGGUGAGGGGGAGGAGGAAGGAAGGUGGAGAAGUGAGGAAAUGAAAGGUGGGGGUGGCGGUGGGGGUGGAGGAGUAGCUCCCGCGAAGCGCCGAUGGAGAGGUCUGGCCAUUGGCGUCCUCUUCCUUGUGGUUCUCUCAAUGCUUGUUCCCCUUGGAUUCUUGCUUGGUCUACACAAUGGCUUUCACUCCGCAGCAGGAAUCAUGCCUCUUCAACACACUUCAUCUCCAGGGGAUCGUUCAAGCCAUAUAGAUAGCCUUGUGAGAAAAUUAGGACCUACUCUACAAAAGGAUAUUCUUAAAGGCUUUAUAAAUGAAGCUAAAAACGAAACCAGCAGUACAAAUGUCACACCUAAAAAUCAGCAGAGAAAAGGUAUUCCAGUUCCGCCUCAAGUUUUGCUGCAACCAUUAACCAUAAAUAUUAGUAGCAUUAGUGAUAAAGCUGGAAUGAAAGGUCAUGUUGAUGAAAGUGAGGGAUUAUGUGAGUUGAAAUAUGGUAGCUACUGCAUUUGGCAUGAAGAAAAUAGGGAAGAAAUGAAAGAUUCCAAAGUGAAGAAAUUGAAGGACCAGCUUUUCGUAGCCAGGGCAUAUUUUCCUAGUAUUGCAAAAGUCCCAGCCCAGAGCAAGUUGUCUCGUGAACUGAGACAAAAUAUUCAAGAACUAGAGCGUGUCCUUAGUGAAAGUACGACAGAUGCUGAUCUUCCACCAGAGAUUGAGAAGAAGUCACGAAGGAUGGAAGCUGCAAUAGCCAGAGCGAAAUCAGUCUCUGUGGAUUGUAAUAAUGUUGACAAGAAAUUGAGACAAAUAUUUGACCUGACUGAGGAUGAAGCUAACUUUCACAUGAAGCAGAGUGCCUUUCUUUACCAACUUGCAGUGCAGACAAUGCCCAAGAGUCUGCACUGCCUGUCUAUGAGACUAACUGUUGAAUAUUUCAAAGACCAUUCAUUUGAUAAGGAGCUGCCUGAGAAAUUUUCCGAUCCCACAUUGCAACACUAUGUUAUAUUCUCUAAUAAUGUCAUUGCAUCAUCAGUUGUUAUAAACUCAACUGUUAUGCAUGCAAGGGAGAGUAUGAACCUGGUUUUUCAUGUGCUGACUGAUGGACAGAAUUACUUUGCGAUGAAACUGUGGUUUCUCAAGAAUACUUUUAAGGAUGCUGUAAUUCAGGUGUUGAAUAUUGAACAUCUUAAUUCAGAAUACUACGAUAAAGCAACUCUAUCUCACCUCACCUUACCUGUGGAGUUUCGAGUUUCCUUUCACAGCAGUGAUAAUGCACCGGCAAUCCAUGAUAGAACGCAAUACCUAUCUAUUUUCUCUCAUUCUCAUUAUCUUCUUCCUGAGAUUUUUAGAAACUUGGAAAAAGUUGUGGUUCUGGAUGAUGAUGUCGUUGUCCAGCAAGACUUGUCAGCUUUACGGAGCCUUGACAUGGCAGGGAAAGUGAUUGGUGCUGUCCAAAUUUGUUCAGUGAGGUUGGGUCAGCUGCGGAGUUAUUUGGGCGGAAGCAGCUUCGACAAAAAUUCAUGUUCCUGGAUGUCUGGAUUGAAUGUAAUUGAUCUUGUAAUGUGGAGAGAGCUAGGCAUUUCUGAAACUUACUGGAAGUUGGUGAAAGAGAAGGUCAGCAUGAAAGAGGGAUCAGCUUUGCUUGCAAGCUUGCUUACUUUUCAGGAUCUAGUAUAUGCUCUUGAUAGUGUGUGGGUUUUAUCGGGCCUUGGUCAUGACUAUGGGCUUAAUAUUGAAGGCAUCGAGAAAGCCGCAGUGUUGCACUAUAAUGGAAAUAUGAAACCUUGGCUUGACCUGGGAAUUCCCAAAUACAAGGCCUACUGGAAGAAGUUUCUGAACCAAGAAGAUCAAUUUCUAAGUGAGUGCAACGUAAAUCCAUAAAGAGCUGGUGGUCAGGUUGACUCUUUGAAUCCUUGGAAAAUUGAGGGCUCAAGGAACUAGGUGCUGAGAAUUUUGACAUUGAGCUAGAUUUUUGAAGGGUGUUAGAUGGCAACAAAGUGUAGCUGGUGAUGGAACUUGGUGCAGAUAUUUCUGAUAUUUUUCAGUAAAUAAAAGGAGUGCAGCAAAACCUUGGGAUUGAGUUCCCUGGAGGUGGCUACAGUUGCUAGGGCAAAAGAUGGAUUUGGGGUUUUCAAGUGAUUGUUGGAGAAUGCAGAGAGUGAUAGGAAGAGCUUCAUUGUCUGCUUCUAGCAUUAUCUGGUACAGUGAAUUAAUGCGAGAAACCUUGACAAAAUAAAAUAUACAGAGAAGGUUGUGAUUUGCAUGUCCGUUCCAAGGAUUUUCAAUUGGCCAUUCAAAGACAAUGCAUGCUUGUUGGUGAGAAACAGAGUGCUGCUGUGCCCUUCGGAUUUGGAUUUUCUAUUUGAUUAUAAAAAAUCAUUUGUUUUGUUUAGGUCAUGAAGAAAGCACUGAACUAAAUUCUCCAUUUAUUUUGUAUUAUUUGAUGGUGGAUUUGUCAAUGUUCAGAUGAAUAGAGUUCGCCCCCAAGUUGUGGCGCCUUUACUUGGAAAAUAGCAUCAUGCCUUUUGUAGCCACCCAGCCUUACCAUUAUUGCUGGUUUGUCAAAUAAUGAAGUUUUACAUAUUCCUUUUAUACACUUCUAUAACUUCCAAGUACAAUCAAUAUUUUAACA
Molecule: messenger RNA, 3013 nt
Organism: Theobroma cacao (cacao)
Lineage: Eukaryota; Viridiplantae; Streptophyta; Magnoliopsida; Malvales; Malvaceae
Gene: GAUT7
Product: galacturonosyltransferase 7
Molecular function (GO): polygalacturonate 4-alpha-galacturonosyltransferase activity
Source: RefSeq, a predicted model, not a curated record